UCUUGUUUCCCAUAUUCCUUUGCUCUGUGACUAAAGUGAUGACUCAACAUCUAAAAGAAGCAAAACUUAAAAUAAGAAAAGAUGAAGUGAAGAAACGUGAGUCAAGUCGAGUGUUAGUUCAACAAGUCCCUGACUGCAAAUCUGUGUUAAGCCCCAUGUAUGAAUGAACAGGUUCUGGUAAAGAAUGGAGACCGAAUAUAUAUAUAUGUAUAUAUAUUCUGUAGUGGGUAUGGAAUAGAUGUCUGUAACCCUGUGGAGAAACCGUCAUUGAGGUCACAGGUCUUUAGAGGUUCACGUUAGUAUCUAUUUUCUCUGUGUCCUCAUAACUAUGGAAAGUCAAAUGUGUUUGUUUGAACUUCUCCCUCUCUCCGUCCCCCCUACACCCUCCUCUCUCCAUGUAUAUAAACAUUCCUGUCUGUCAUUCAUUCAUUAUCUGCUGAUCCUCAUGGUAAGUUCACUCUUUAUUGAUCUUUAUUCAAUGUCACAGGAACAGAUAAAUGUCAUAUAAAAUGUAUUGAUUGUGUUACAUUAUUUCAGACAGAGACGUCCCAUAAAUUUAGCACCUGUUUAUUUAUGUAGUAUAUAUAGUGUAUAUACCUGUUUAUUGCUAAACAAAAUAAUUAAAUCAGCCUUGUACCUUAUACAGCAGGUAUUGUAACAUACGUUACAUGGGGGUUUUGGUGGGUUUUUCUACCCUGGGGAUUGUUCUGUGGGCUGCUGUGAAUCAUUUUCAUGGAAAUUUAUGUUAAACUGGCACAGAUUGAGGCAUUGCAUAUUAUAUAUUUGUUUAUUCCAGUUUGAAAGUGUUGAACAUUUUUUUAAUUAAAAAAAUCUGAAUAUCUAUAAUGUAUAGUGAAAAUAUAUAUGUAUAUUAUAUAUUUUUCCACAAUUUUGUAAAUCCACGAUGAAUCUUUGUGUAAUAGUUGAACUGUAAUGUAUGUGUAUGUAUGUAAUGUAAUUUGCAUUAAGGUAAAACAAUUCAUUCAAGUAACAUUUGCUCAAACAAGUACAAAACUGUUAUAUUCCUGGGGUUACAGGUCGGCUGGUCAAAUGACUAGGAAUCAAAGAGGAUUCGUAUUAGCAAAUUAAUAUGGACCAGUGAUUCAAAAACUUUACUCACCACAUUCAACCUCAAGAAUAUUUGGCUCCAAAGUACCAGCAGAAUGAGGACCAUUAUAAUACUGCAUCACAGGCCUACCCUGUUCAUCCAAGGCCAGUAUUUGAUAAGAAAAAACAAAUCCAAAAUAAGAUUAGUAAACUAUUUGAAGUAAUACUACAGCCAAUACUUCAGUUCAAUUCUGAAACCACUCAGAUAACCUAAAUAGAAUAUAUAACGGCUGUCAUUAGCAUAGUGGCUCACCUAAUCCUAAUAAUAAGCAGACCUGCCAAGGUACCGCUAGAGGGCGCUCAGAUGACACCAGCAGUAUGCAUCAUAGUUUGGGAACCAUGUAUUUUGGAUUGUAAACUAAAAGAUACUGAAACUGGGUCAAAGGUUAAUGAAUGGAUUGGUGUCCAUGUCCCCUCCCAGAUGUGUGUGUCCAGGUGUCUGCAGUGUGUCGGCAGGUCUCUGGCUGUCCUGGCGCUCAUUUGCAUGUUGUCCAACGUCCUGCUCUUGCUUCCUCAGCUGAAGAUCCACUUCCUGUUGGAGGGUCAUGUGACAAGAGAGGCCACCUGGGCCACAGGCCUUUGGGCAUCAGGGCUCAUGGUUCUCUUUGGAGCACGUUCUAUCCUCUUCAGCAGCAGAACCAAAGGCUGUUGUGCAUUCAGAACCCAGAUGCUGCGACAGGUCCUGUCCUCCAGUCUUUGUCUUUUGGCUGCCUCCAUUUGUUGUCUUGUUAGUGUCACUGGUCUGGUCCAGGGUCCUCUCUGUCUAUACAAUGCCACCACUGGUCCAACUUGGGACGUCCCUCUUAAGCCGGACCCUGACAAUCUGACUCUGUACCUGUACAACAGGACUCUGUGGUCAGUUUGUCUUCAGCCUCAUUCCGUAGUGGAGUGGAACAUAGUUCUGUUCAGUGUGAUGGGAGUUGCCAGUUUACUGCAGGCUAUUCUUUGUGCUUCCAACGUUCUCAACUCCCUCCUGGGAAUGAUCGUGGGACCAGGGUUGUGCAAGAACCAGGUCUGCAAAAUAGUCCUGUUCAUGUGCCAGGAUGUUUUUUACUUUGUACUUUCAGGGGUAGAUGUGAAUGUGUGUUCUUUUCUGAAGCAGGAGAAUACACAGUAUUAGUUCAUCCACUGUAUAGCCUUUUUAAAUGGGCCAGUGGCCAAUAAAUCAAUAAAAGACAAAGCAAUAAUACAGAGAAAUAAAAUAAAAGACAGAAUAAAAGAAACAGUUGAACCUGACUAGCUGACCUAAAACAGGACUUAAUUAUGUAGCUCAAUUUCCUCAUUCAAAUGACAAUAUCUGCCCAACCCUAACCUCCUCACUCUGCUGAUUCACUGUGCUUUAUUGGCUUUAUCCACAGCCAAAUACAUUUGUUCCGUAGUCAGGACCAGGAUCAAUGAUCAGGGGUUUUAAUUGUAUGAAUACAUGUCCCAUCAACUGAGCUACUUCAUUAAUUAUUAUUGUUAUUGUGUGUGUGUUUUACAGGUCACUCCAACCCCACCCCCUCAGGGACCCUAAAUGAUGUCACCAAAUGAAUUUUGUCAUUGGAUCACUUUGUUAUGUUUUGACAGCACUUGUGCACUUUAUGAAUAUAAAACAAACAUAUAGUUAUGCAGAUCUGACCCACUUAAUCAGUUCUUCAUCAGAUCUUUGUCAGGAACAGAAUAGAAUCCUCUCCAUAAGCUUUACUUUACCUUUUUGUAACUUCUGGGUUUCAGCAGCUGAUAGUUGUCUGGUUGUCCAAUACUGUAAAUAAUGACUCUGUUUUCUGGCCUCUUGUGGUCACUUAAAAAAUAGAGCAUAUACUCUUAUUUAAAGUUCUUAUUUAGAUUAUUUAAUGAAAUAUAAGUCCAAAUGGGCCAUUGUUCCACUACUAUUUUCUAUUUAUCCUAAUCUUGUAAGUAUUUUUGUUGUUGUGUUUUUCGGCUUAUGUAAAAAAAACCCAAAUGUUCUGGUAUUAGAAUGGUUAUUUUUGAAUGUUUAAAUAAAUGUGUAUGCCUCGACUCUAGUGUUUAUUUUACUUCGUUUACUAGACAGAACAUGUUUUUUUGUCUAACAAUAUUUAUUAAACCAGUAAUGAAGCUUCUACUGCAGCUAGAUAUGUUUAAAGUUGUUUUUUACUUAUUUUUCUUUCUCUUUUUUUAACUUGCUGUGGAAAAUGUAUGUAUGUAUGUCCGUUUCUGUAUAUGUUUUAUGUACCACUGUGUGGGCGUUUUUAUGUAUGUUGGGUAUUUUUUGCUUGGGUGUGAGUGCAUUUCUUUGUGUUCUUUUAAUAUGCGUCUUUCUCCCUCUCUCUCGUCACUCAAUUUUCCUGUCAUAA
This is a messenger RNA of Cynoglossus semilaevis (tongue sole), 3425 nucleotides long. Its product is annotated as transmembrane 4 L6 family member 5. NCBI's taxonomy places the organism in Eukaryota, Metazoa, Chordata, Actinopteri, Pleuronectiformes, Cynoglossidae. The transcript is spliced from 4 exons. Bases 1412 to 2227 code for a protein of 271 amino acids. Gene Ontology annotation, cellular component: membrane. The record is from RefSeq and is a predicted model, not a curated record.